Messenger RNA from Rhinocladiella mackenziei CBS 650.93, 999 nucleotides. RefSeq lists its product as uncharacterized. Lineage: Eukaryota; Fungi; Ascomycota; Eurotiomycetes; Chaetothyriales; Herpotrichiellaceae. The transcript has a single exon. Bases 1 to 999 code for a protein of 332 amino acids. The record is from RefSeq and is a predicted model, not a curated record.
AUGACCGAACCGGCCAAAGUCUUCAUAAUCGGCCCCGGGUUCAUCGGUUGGAAUAUCCUUGAGCUUCUCGUUGACGAAGGAUAUUCUGUCACUGCCCUGACUCGCCGACAGCAACAUGCUGAGGGUAUCAAACAGUCUGGUGCUGUUCCGAUUAUGGGCUCACUGCAUGACCUGCACAUCAUCGAAGAACUGAGCGCAAUCAGCGACAUUAUCUUCCAAGUGGCAACGGGCGAUAAUUUGCCGCUGGUCCAUGCGAUUCUAGCGAGCGUGAAGACACGAGCCCAGCAAGGCAAAGGCACCAUCUACAUCCACACGAGUGGAGCAAAGGUGUUCGACGAUGGGGCCAAGGGCAUGUUCAGAUCGGAUAGGAUCUACCAUGACGACAGACGCGGGGAUAUGGACAGUGUCGCGGACGAUGCUCCGCAUCGAGAGGUCGAUCUAGCUCUGGCGAGAGCCCAGGAAGAGUGGCGAGACUGGUUACGGCUCGCUAUUAUUUUGCCCCCCGAAGUAUACGGCUACGACAGCAAACAUGGAAGACUGUCCAUGAUGAUACCCAAACUGACGCGAUUCGCCAUGAAGCAUGGCUACGCCCCAGUCAUCGGAGAUGGUCUAUCGGUGGAGACACAAGUGCACUUCCGCGACAUAGUCCGCGGAUACAUGACCGUGCUACACUUCUUGGAAAAAGCAGAUCAGAAAGACGUCCUGGCUAAUCCUUACUGGCUAUGCGAGAACGGCGAGGAGUUCUCAUGGAAAGAGGUCGCAGAGGUUAUUGGACGGGCAUUGCACGAGGCGGGCAAGAUCCAAGACCCGACUCCUCAACAGCCGCCGAGGGAGUUAUAUCAUGAACUGUGUGGAGAAAGGACGGAGAGCUAUAUGGGUCUUAACUGUCGAGCCCGAGCUGUGCGAUUGCGGAAAUUGGGCUGGGAAGCUCGUGAGAAGGGGAUUUGGGAAUCGUAUAUGGAAGAUGAAUUACCAGUCAUUUUGAAGGAAGCAGACUAA